Dentiscutata erythropus is the source of this 1217-nucleotide messenger RNA. The record is from the annotation of a GenBank genome assembly. Lineage: Eukaryota; Fungi; Glomeromycota; Glomeromycetes; Diversisporales; Gigasporaceae.
GUGAUAUAGUUUAUAAAAAUCUUACUAUCACUAGAGGAAGUUAUGCACCUGAUGGUUUCAAACGAGAUAUGUUUCUCAUAAAUGGUCAAUUUCCUGGUCCUCUCAUUGAAUGUAAUAAAGGUGAUACGAUAGUUAUGAAUGUUAAAAAUGAAUUAGAUGAGGAUACUACAAUUCAUUCUCAUGGAAUCUUCCAACGCGGGACUCCUUGGUAUGAUGGUGUUCCUGGUCAAUCUCAAUGUGGAAUUCCAUCAAAUGGAUCAUUUACCUACACAUUUAAAGUGGAACAAAGUGGGACGUACUGGUACCAUUCACAUUCAAGAACUCAAUAUAUCGAAGGAAUAUUGGGACCUCUUAUAAUUUAUGAUCCUGAUGAUCCUUAUAAAAAUGAUUAUGAUGAAGAAAUUAUUGUGAUAUUACAGGAUUGGUAUCAUACCGAUGCUAAAACUUUAUUAGCUACUUAUUUAAGUCCUAAGAGUAAUGGAAGUGAACCAACUCCCGAUAACGGUUUGAUUAAUGGACACAAUUCUUAUAAUUGCUCAUGGGCACCAGAAGGCAGCGAUUGCAAAAAUAAUGCUCCAUUGGCACAAUUCAAUUUCGUUCAAGGAAAGAGAUACAGACUUAGAAUUAUUAAUACAUCAGCAUUUUAUGAAUUCAUUUUUUCGAUCGACGGGCAUCCUCUGGAUGUAAUUGAAGUUGAAGGGAUGAUGACCCAGCGUCUCACAGUCCAUCGCCUUCCUAUUAACAUUGCUCAGCGUUACUCAGUUAUUGUAACGGCAAAUCAAACCGUAGGUCAAUAUUGGAUGCGCGCAGAAAUGGAAAGUUUUUGUCAUCGUGUUGUACCAGAUAAUCUCAAUCCUCUAGUAAAAGCUGUUGUUGCAUAUAAUGGCAGUACUGGUCAAAGUCCAACAUCAACUCCUUGGAGUGACAAUGUUGAAAAUUGUACGGAUUUAAAUGAUACAGAACUGAAGCCCUUUGAACCACAAGAUGUUCCUAAUGCAGGCAAAAACUUUACAACAUUGAUUACUUUCCAUCCAGAUGCUCAUAAUGUCACACUAGGAUAUAUAAACAAUUUAACUUAUAAGAUAGACAGCUAUCCUACUCUUUUGAAGGUCUAUAAUGGUGUGACAAACUUCACGCCUGAUCAAGUAGUUUUCAAAAUUGAACAAAAUGAAACUGUAGAUGUAACAUUAUUAAGUAUAAAUAACAAUUUUUACUAA